AUGACUCUCCCUUUCCAGAUAGUCGAGCAUACGCUCCCAGGUCAACACAUUCGAGAUUACCCGAACAGUACCAAGGAGAGUCAGGAAACUGUCCUCCAAAUCGCUAUCAAGCAAUAUAUCCCUUUGGAUCUUCCUAUGCCUAUCCCUGAUAAUGCUGUCACUAUUAUCGGGGCACCGGGGAAUGGUACUCCGAAAGAAUUGUACGAGCCUCUCUGGGAAGACCUAUACGCCGAAUUAAAACAGAAACAAAUUCCGGUACGUGGAAUCUGGGUAGCCGACAUAUCCAACCAAGGAGCAAGUGGAGUUCUCAAUGAAUAUACCCAAGGUGAUCAAACGGGCUGGUGGGAUCACUCUCGUGAUCUCCUCCAUAUGGUCAACCAUUUUCGCGACCAAUUCACUCGUCCAAUAAUUGGCGUCGCGCAUAGCAUGGGAGGUGCCCAACUAGUAAACCUUUCCAUCAUCCACCCACGUCUUUUCUCCACACUGGUUCUUUUCGAUCCCGUCAUCAUGGCAGAAGGUUUCGGAGGCUCAAGCUCCAAACCAACCCCAAACCCAGCGAUCUUCUCAAGUCGCCGUCGGGAUCUCUGGCCCAGCGCCGAAAAAGCAAAAGAAGCCUUAUCAAAAGGCCUCAAGCGAUGGGACCCCCGAGCACGUGAAAGAUACUUCACUUACUGUCUUCGCAAUGUCCCAACAGCUAUCUAUGAUCCUGCAGAUCCCAAAGUCGGAUCAAAAGCAGUAACAUUGACAACAACAAAACAUCAAGAAUCAUGGACCUACACCACACCCAACCUUGAGCCCGAGUCUCUCGACAGACUACUACUAGCCGACUGGAGUCCCAAACGAGAGAGACCAUUCUUAUUCUCCCGUCCAGAAUGCUGGUCGUCUUUUCGACAUUUGCCACAUUUGAGACCAAGUGUUCAAUUUGUAUUCGCUGGUAAGAGCUAUCUUUCGCCGCCUGGUGCGCAAGAUGCGAAGAUGCAGGUUACCGGCACACUUGCGGGGGGCAAUGGGGGUGUUGACGCUGGGGCAGUGGAAAAGGCUGUUCUGGAAGAUGGGGAGCACACGUUUGUGUUUGAUAGGGUAGGAUGGUGUGCUGGUGUCUCGAGUCAAUGGAUACAGAAGUGGUAUAAUGGGUGGUUGGCGGAUGAGAAGUUUUGGAAGGAGUAUCGAAGCCGGCAUUCGGAUGAGAAUAUGCUUAGGUUGUCGGAAGAGGCGCUGUUGGUUGCUAAGAUCAAUGCCGGGACUAAGAGAGAAGACUUCCCCAAGAGUAAACUGUAA
This is a messenger RNA of Penicillium angulare, 1278 nucleotides long. Its product is annotated as alpha/beta hydrolase. The transcript has 3 exons. The record is from RefSeq and is a predicted model, not a curated record. Lineage: Eukaryota; Fungi; Ascomycota; Eurotiomycetes; Eurotiales; Aspergillaceae. Bases 1 to 1278 code for a protein of 425 amino acids.